AUGAACGAGAAACAUCCCCUUGUUCUUAUCUUCUUUGUCCUCUUACAAGUUGUCGGCGAAUUUCUGUUUAUUCCAGCAGCAUGGGACCGCCUUUCGAUCAAUCAGAUAGCGGCGUUGCCACCUCUGAUCGUUGCUCCUUUGGGGUUCCUGUACCUUUCCAAUACUACGUCCUCGACCAUCACCCCUGAGAAUCACCGGUCGGCAAUGCUGGCCUAUCCCUAUGACUUUGCUCUCUUCCACCCAGGCUAUUUCUGCUCUACCUGUCGAUUUGCAAAACCAGCCAGGUCCAAGCACUGUUCCAUAUGUAAGGCUUGCAUUCAAAAACAGGACCAUCACUGCAUUUGGAUCAACAACUGCGUCGGAAGGAAUAACUAUCUGUGGUUCAAUCUUCUCCUGGUCAGCAUAUCCGCACUGCUGUUCUACGGUUCAUAUCUAGGUUAUGCCUUGCUCGACCGAAGACUCCAGGAGCACCUCGUGCCGCCGGCGCUGACGAGGGGCAGUUUCACGGCCAAGCGGUGGAGCACUCGGAUGACUUGGGGCGAGUACGCGCACGCUUGGGCAUGGGCUAUCGCCAUGGAAUGGCGCAUCGGGGCCGUCAUGAUGCUGGCCAUUAUGUGUAUCCCCCUGGCGCUGGGUUUUCUAGCGUACCACAUCUAUCUCAUUUGGGCUGGAAUGACUACGAACGAGAGCUCCAAAUGGAGUGAUUGGAAAGAAGACAUCACAGACAAGGUAGUCUUCAGGGCGGAGAUGACUCGGCUGAGGGAGACAUAUCCACCUCUGCCUGAGGACGUCGAACCAUUAGACAAGGAUGUGAAAUGGCCCGUGGGCGUGCGGGCAAAGUGGUGGUUGGUGAGGACGAGAGAUGGCAAACAGCCGAUGAGGAAGGUCACCAGGGAGGCAGGAGAUGCUGCGAAUCCUGAGACUGAAGACGGAGGAGGUAAGAGGGGGGAGGAAGAGGUGCCAGACGAGCGAUGGGAGCGUGUUUCCUCGCUUGCACACGUUGAGAAUCUGUAUGACCUGGGCUUUUGGGACAAUCUGUGGGAUGGGCUGUUCAAUCGCGGAUGA
Messenger RNA from Fonsecaea multimorphosa CBS 102226, 1065 nucleotides. RefSeq lists its product as uncharacterized. Gene Ontology annotation, cellular component: endoplasmic reticulum; Golgi apparatus. Gene Ontology annotation, biological process: peptidyl-L-cysteine S-palmitoylation; protein targeting to membrane. The transcript is spliced from 2 exons. Lineage: Eukaryota; Fungi; Ascomycota; Eurotiomycetes; Chaetothyriales; Herpotrichiellaceae. Gene Ontology annotation, molecular function: protein-cysteine S-palmitoyltransferase activity. The coding region runs from base 1 to 1065 and encodes 354 amino acids. The record is from RefSeq and is a predicted model, not a curated record.